This is a messenger RNA of Acanthocheilonema viteae, 417 nucleotides long. The record is from the annotation of a GenBank genome assembly. NCBI's taxonomy places the organism in Eukaryota, Metazoa, Nematoda, Chromadorea, Rhabditida, Onchocercidae.
AUGGAUACGCCCCCAGCCCCUCCUCCUGCACCCCCUUUACAGUCUACCGUUUUUUUUUUUAAGUCGUCGCUUUUAUCAUCUGGCUGGAGGUCAUCAACCGAUAGUAACCGACAAGCACGUUCUACCAUAUCUGCGUCGCCUAAGCCCACCACUCCCCGGUUGGACGCUGAGACAUUACAGCACGCAGUCGCUGGCUUACGCAAGACCGAGUACGGUCGAUCGUUACAAGGUGACAUCGAGAAUUUAUCCAAUGGACGAUUGGACGGAACGGAUCAACAAUUGUAUCGACGAAAUCGGUCGAACAACUCGUUCGAUGUCCCGAUGGAAAGAAAUCAAACCGGAGCAACGUUUCAUGCUUCGCCCAAUGGUACCCGUGACCCUAUGCCGGUCAGGAACGUUUAUCGACACUCCGAUGCG